Pipistrellus kuhlii (Kuhl's pipistrelle) is the source of this 1729-nucleotide messenger RNA. RefSeq names its product Epstein-Barr virus induced 3 (gene EBI3). Gene Ontology annotation, biological process: cytokine-mediated signaling pathway. Gene Ontology annotation, molecular function: protein binding; cytokine receptor activity. The transcript is spliced from 5 exons. The record is from RefSeq and is a predicted model, not a curated record. NCBI's taxonomy places the organism in Eukaryota, Metazoa, Chordata, Mammalia, Chiroptera, Vespertilionidae. The coding region runs from base 377 to 1057 and encodes 226 amino acids. Gene Ontology annotation, cellular component: external side of plasma membrane; membrane.
CCUCUCUUCUCUCCUCUGAGUCUCCCUCCUGCCCCUGUCUCGGCCUUUCUCCAUGCGAACUCCCCUCUGGGGUUUCCCCAGCCCCUCCUCACUGCAGCCGGAAGGAAGGACUGACUGUGCUGGGAAAGGCCACGGGGUCUCCACUUCUCCCUUUUGUGGCCUCUUCCCCUGCCCCCACCCUCAGAGCCUUCCGCACCCUCGUCCCAGGGUGGCCAGUACAGGGACCGGCGGAUCUGCUGCCCCUGCUUGACUCCUCACAGCCCCACAAACCUGCCUGUGCGUCCAACCCAGAGAAAGGGAGGGGGCCUUGGCAGGGUCUGAGCGCCUGCUCCCCAAGGUGCCCCGUGCCCCAGCUUCUGCAAGGAGCCCGGGAGUCAUGGCCCCGCGACUUCUCCUGGCCCUUGUCCUCUGGGCUGGCUGCUCGCCCUGUAGUGGGAGUGAAGCCCCCACCCAGUCCAGGGUGUGGUGCCGGGCCUUUAGGUACCCGAUUGCCGUAGAUUGCUUCUGGACCCUGCCGCCUGCUGCAGACUCCGCCAGGCCCGCGUCCGUCAUUGCCACGUACAGGCUUGGAGUGGCCGCCCACGGGGAGAGCCAGCCCUGCCUCCAGCCAACACCAGAAGCCAGCAGCUGCACCAUCCCAGACGUCCACAUGUUCUCCAUGGUACCCUACAUGCUGAACAUCACAGCUGUCCACCCCUCAGGCAGCAGCAGCAGCAGCUUCGUGACCUUCAUCCCAGAGCACAUCAUCAAACCAGACCCUCCAGAAGGCGUGCACCUGAGACACCUCCGCGGGCAGGGGCUGUGGGUGCAGUGGGAACCUCCCAGGUCCUGGCCCUUCCCGGAGAUCUUCUCACUCAAGUACUGGAUUCGCUACAAGCGUCAUGGAGCUGCCCACUUCCGCCAGGUGGGGCCCAUCGAAGCCACGUCCUUCACCCUCAGGGCUGUGCGGCCCCACGCCCGGUACUGCAUCCAGGUGGCUGCCCAGGACCUCACCGACUAUGGGCAGCCCAGCAACUGGAGCCUCCCUGCCACUGCCUCAGCGGCUCUGGGCCAGUAGCAGGGGCUUUCCAGGCCCCUCCCCCUCACUGCUACCUACUCCAAGGCGGGUGGAACCUGACUGGCCUGGGGUCGCUGCUGCCCAGUUGCUGGGCACCUCGGACAAGUGACUUUGCCUCUCUGGCACUGAAUCUCCUAAUCUGUGAAAUGGGGGUGUACUCUCUCCUCUGACUGCAAAACUGUGAAUGUGACAUAUCAUUUAUUGUUUAAUGAGACAUUGUUACUAGCAUAGACUCUGCCUCCCUUUGUCCAGCAGACCCAGAGAGGAGUUAGAGAGGACGGAACAGAGCAGGACACACAUACAGUGAGUCGCCACUCUGUGGAGAGGGUCAGGGCUGGACGAGAGGAAGAGAGGAGCGUGAGCAGCUGGGGGAGGAGUGGAGGGGUUCUGCCUGGGAUGGGAUGGUGGGAGCUAUGCAGUUCAGUGGUUUGAUUCACCCAUCGUCUCAAAAGAUGUGAGCCCCAGUGUGAGUGGACACAAAGGGGACGUCAGUUUGUUUGGGAAGAUUUCUCUGAGGAGGGGACAAAGCAGCCAGGCCUGGAAGUAUUUUCUCAAUCCAUGGGUUUGUUUGUGGAUCUCACUUAGGGCUCAUCUCAGAGGUCACCUCCUCCAAGAAGCCUUCCCUGACCACAUCAUCUGUGGUAGGCAGAAUAAUACCUUCCCCCCAACUCA